UGUAUAAUGCGACUGACAUUACGACAGAAAUGGGUGGAAAUGAGACUUUCAUACGAGAAAGAAAGAUCCUCCGAUAAACCAAUCAAACUUCGAUCGAUUGCGUACAUUUGGAAUCCGAAUUUACAAAUAUUGAACGCGCUUGAAACCACAUCAAUUGGACGAGAUGAGAUUCGUGUUUAUAAAAGUGGUCUGGUUGAAUACGUCCAAAGGAUGAUUGUAACAACCUACGAACACCAUCAUCUUCAUACGUUUCCGUUCGAGAAACGAAACUGUACAUUGAGAUUUACGAACGGUGAGUAG
Messenger RNA from Anisakis simplex (herring worm), 300 nucleotides. The record is from the annotation of a GenBank genome assembly. NCBI's taxonomy places the organism in Eukaryota, Metazoa, Nematoda, Chromadorea, Rhabditida, Anisakidae.